Molecule: messenger RNA, 1442 nt
Organism: Belonocnema kinseyi
Lineage: Eukaryota; Metazoa; Arthropoda; Insecta; Hymenoptera; Cynipidae
Product: cytochrome P450 4C1-like
Exons: 2
Coding region: 483-932 (149 amino acids)
Molecular function (GO): heme binding; iron ion binding; monooxygenase activity
Source: RefSeq, a predicted model, not a curated record
AAAUAUACUAAAUCUUAAAUCACACAUUUUAAAAAUAAAGUGCCUUUUUGUCAUGUUAAAUCAAUGGUAAACUUCACGAUCUUUGGGGCACGGGUUGAUAUUACCGACUUCGUUCAAAUUUGGAGAACACUUUUUGAGCAAUCAAGUAAAACAAGAGGGAUAAGAACAAAAAAUACGAUUUUGUAAAAUAAGUACUACCCUAAUUACCAGUGGCUACUAACAUUUGACGUCUGAGUUUCGUCAUCUAGAAAUAAACCCCUGCCCUUGAUCCUUCCCCUUUACAUGCUCACAUUUACCCUCCGACGUACAGACUGUUUUUCUUUAAAUUGGUAUAUUUCCCGAAUUAAUACUUAAAGGGUCACGACACGACGGGUGUGGCACUAAGUUGGACGAUUUUCUAUCUCGGGAAUAAUCCCGAAAUUCAGGAGAAGGUCCAUCAGGAACUGAAUGAGGUCUUUGGAGAUUCAAAGGAAUCGAUCGCUAUGAAAGAAAUUGCAGAAUUAAAAUAUCUCGAUCGGGUGAUUAAAGAAACCCUCAGAAUAAAUCCCUCCGUCCCUGGACUUGGAAGAGUAUUAACUGAAGAAAUCGAAUUAGACGGAUUUGUAAUUCCGGCAGGUAGUAAGAUAACCAUGCACGUUUUUACAACCCAUCGAGAUCCAGAAUUCUGGCCUGAUCCUUCGAAAUUUGAUCCAGAUCGAUUUCUGCCUGAAAAUUCUAAAGGAAGACAUCCGUAUGCCUAUGUUCCUUUCAGUGCUGGACCCAGAAAUUGUAUAGGGCAAAAGUUUGCAAUGGUAGAACUGAAAAUUGUUCUUGCAGAAAUUUUAAGAAAAUGGAGGGUCAAAAGUGCGAGAACUCAAGCCGAAACGAAGAUGCAAUCCACGUUUGUUUUAAGACCUCAUGGGGGCAAUCCAAUUUAUUUUACUCCAAGAUGAGCAAAAAAUCUGAACCUGUACUUACUUUUAUAUAAAUCAUAUAUUGUGUAGAUUUAAGUAAGGUAGGGACCAAGUAGGUGUAUAGUGUUAGCUGACCUUAAAAAAGAUAACAACAUACUUACAUAUUGAGCAGCAUACAGGCACUUAUUAAUCUUUUUCUCACUUUAUCAGUGAAAAUGUUCGAAAAUGAUUAAUUUUUUGAUAACGAAAAAAAUUAAUUUGGGUCUAACCGAUAAUGUACAUUUUGGGUAUCUCUUUCCUAUGAAACAAUAGAGAUAAGAACAUUUGUAUGAUACCUUUUCCCUUAAUAUUUUAAUGUAAACCAUGAUAUUAUAAACGUUUGGGUGCUAACAGUGGUGUAGUCCCAAAAGAAAAAGUGGGAGGGGGGAUACAAGUAGAAAAAAGUUACGAAUUUAAAGAAAAUUUAUAACUUAAAGCUAAUUAGAAAAUCCAACUAUGUUUUGGGUAACGUUUGGUUAAAAAUUCAAUUAUUAUUUGGUCAAGAAUUCA